Molecule: messenger RNA, 6790 nt
Organism: Terrapene triunguis (Three-toed box turtle)
Lineage: Eukaryota; Metazoa; Chordata; Testudines; Emydidae
Gene: ASXL3
Product: ASXL transcriptional regulator 3
Exons: 12
Coding region: 29-6718 (2229 amino acids)
Biological process (GO): animal organ morphogenesis; positive regulation of transcription by RNA polymerase II
Cellular component (GO): PR-DUB complex
Molecular function (GO): chromatin binding; DNA binding; peroxisome proliferator activated receptor binding
Source: RefSeq, a predicted model, not a curated record
CCUAGAACCAUCUCAAUGAGAUGCAAACAUGAAAGACAAGAGGAAGAAGAAGGACCGCACCUGGGCCGAGGCUGCCCGCCUGGCAUUGGAAAAACACCCCAACUCACCAAUGACUGCAAAACAAAUACUGGAAGUCAUUCAGAAAGAAGGAUUAAAAGAAACAAGUGGAACCUCUCCAUUAGCUUGUCUGAAUGCAAUGCUUCAUACUAACACUCGUGUAGGUGAUGGAACAUUCUUCAAAAUCCCUGGGAAGUCGGGACUCUAUGCUCUCAAAAAAGAAGAAUCUACAUGCCCAGCAGAUGGAACAUUGGAUUUAGGAUGUGAAUCUGAGUUAGAUGGCACUGAAAUGGCUGAGACAAACAAUAGUAAUGGAGAAGAAAAUGGAGUUUGUCCAAAGCAGAUACCUGAAGAAGCGUCUUCCAAUCGAGACUCAAGCCUUACUAACACACCAGUGCAAAGCAAGCUAGUGUCUUCCUUCCAGCAGCACACCAAAAAGGCACUUAAACAGGCUUUAAGACAACAGCAGAAAAGAAGAAAUGGAGUCUCAAUGAUGGUAAACAAGACUGUUCCUCGUGUUGUUUUGACACCAUUAAAGGUGUCUGAUGAGCAGUCGGAUUCACCUUCAGGAUCUGAAUCUAAAAAUGGUGAAGCAGACAGUUCUGAUAAAGAAAUGAAACAUGGGCAAAAAUCUCCAACUGGAAAACAAACAAGUCAGCACUUAAAGAGAUUAAAAAAGUCUGGUUUAGGACAUUUGAAAUGGACCAAAGCUGAGGAUAUUGACAUAGAAACACCAGGAUCUAUUCUAGUGAACACUAACCUGAGGGCUUUAAUAAACAAACACACCUUUGCUUCCUUACCUCAGCAUUUUCAACAAUACCUCCUGCUUUUGCUUCCAGAAGUAGACAGGCAGAUGGGAAGUGAUGGAGUUUUGCGCCUCAGUAGUUCCGCUCUAAAUAAUGAAUUCUUUGCAUAUGCAGCACAAGGGUGGAAACAACGAUUGGCAGAAGGAGAAUUUACUCCAGAAAUGCAGUUGCGCAUCAGACAAGAGAUUGAAAAGGAAAAGAAAACAGAACCUUGGAAGGAAAGGUUCUUUGAAAGGUUUUAUGGUGAAAAGUUGGGAAUGUCAAGAGAAGAAUCUAUGAAGCUCACUUCAGUACAGAACAGUGAUGAAGACGAGAGUAGUUUGCUGUGUGGAUCUUCUGGUAUGCCUGGUCCUUCUAAACAAACAACUUUUGAGGACCAUGAACAGAAAAGCAUGAAAAUUCCACCUCUUCCUGAAAGAGAUUUCUGUCAGUCUCUUUGUAAUGUGGAACAGGUUCCAGUCAAGGAUCUAAUGGCGGAAUCAGAUUCAGAGGAUAUAUUGGUACCUGACGAAUCUGUAAUUCAGGAAGAGAUUGCUGAGGAGGUUGAGACAAGUAUCUGUGAAUGCCAAGAGGAGAACCAUAAAACAGAACAUGAGUUUUCUGAGGAGCCAGUAAGCCCAGCUGGUACUAAUGAAGAAGUAGAAGCAGUGCCACUUGCAGACAACUCAGCAUCCUGUGUUGUGAUGAAUGAUGUAGUUGAUACUUUGUCUCACAUUGAAAUUAAAGUGGAGUUGAAAUCAGAAUGUCCUCAGGAAGAAAUGUCAGUUGUGAUUGAUCAGCUGGAGGAUUGCUUAUCACCUGCACAAUCUGCUUCAUCUACGAACUCUGUCAGCGAUACAGCAGAGAGGGAUUCUGAGUCUACAAAAGAGCUAAGUGCUCCAGAAACACAAAACUCUGCUCUAGAAGGCUCAUUGUUCACUGAUGGAGGCAUUGCUGUUGAUAUGGAGCUACAGAGUGACGCUGAUGAACAGUUAUCUGAAAAUGCUUGUAUUUCUGAAACUUCCUUUUCCUCUGAAAGCCCAGAGGGACCUUGUAUCAGUAUUGCCUCUCCAGGAGGUGACACACAGUCCACUUCAGAGGAACCCUGUACUCCAGCAUCUCAUGAAACGGCUUGUUCAUCUGAGGCAGCCAGCAGUGAAAAUAUUGAACCUGAUAGUCAGCAAAAGACCAUUGAAGAAAGCCUGCACACACCUUUAAUGUCAGAAAUAUCUCCAGUGUCCACUUCACCUGUAACCUCAGAAGCAUCUCUGACAUCAAACUUACCUUUGACAUCAGAGGCAUCACCAGCUUCUAAUUUACCUUUAACAUCAGAAACCUCUCCAAUGUCUGAUUUACCGUUAACAUCAGAAACCUCUUCCGUGUCUUCUGUACUUCUAGCUUCUGAAACAUCUAUGGCAACCAGUUUACCUUUUCUGUCAGAAACAUCUCCAAUUUCUAAUUCCCCACAGAGUGAAAGACUCAUUCUGCAGCAAAGGAAAUCACCAUGUUUAUCUGAAGAAUCCCUCUCCCCUUUAAAAGAAGAAACUUCAACCAUUCCUAAGGCAUCUCAAGAGGAAAAUCUUAUUGCGCAAGAGAAACUGAUUCAGAGUACAGCUGAAACUAUGAAAAUGGGUCCUCUAGCAAAUAUACCCGAAAGUUCAAUAUUGGAAGAGCCCCAGAGCAAAAAUCUUACUCAUCAAUCAUGUAGAUCACAUACUGAAAUUGAGAAAUCUUAUAUUGCUUCCAUUUCAGAACUCUCUUCUCCAGAAGUGAUCAAAAUUAAAAAUCAUCAUGUUCAGCAAAGAGUGGAAAAGAAAGGUGUGCUCUCGCCAUUAGAGAUAUCUGUCGUAUCAGAAGGGACAGUGGGCAAAAGCACUGAACUCCUUCCAAUUAAACCACAUGAUAAAGUAUAUACCUCAUCUCUAGAAAAGACUUCAUUCUCAGAAGUGUGCAGAAGUAAGUCACACAAACAACAAAGCAGUGCACAGAUACGGCUGGAGAGUUCCCAUUCUUCUAAGUUAUUAGAACCCACAAAAUCACCUGAAGUAAGAAUUGAAAAUAGAGAUGCAGAGAUCCCAAAGCGAAAGACUGCAGAGCAGCACAGUUUUGGAAUCUGUAAAGAGAAGAGAGCUAGAAUAGAAGAUGAUCAGUCUAAUCGUAAUGCUCCAUUGACGAGUCCAUCCGAGAAAGAGCAGCCACCUAGAGAAGAGCCCCGAGUCCCACCCCUCAAGAUUCAACUUUCAAAAAUUGGGCCACCUUUUAUUAUCAAGAGUCAACCUGUUUCAAAACCAGAACCUAGGGUUUCCCAGAGUACAUCAGUCAGCAGCGGGAGGAACACUGGGGCUAGAACUCUUGCAGAUAUCAAGGCAAGAGCUCAGCAAGCUAGAGCCCAGAGAGAGGCUGCAGCCGCAGCUGCUGUGGCAGCAGCUGCAAGCAUAGUCUCUGGAGCAAUGGGGAGUCCCUGCGAAGGUGGGAAGACAAGAACACUGGCACACAUCAAGGAGCAAACAAAGGCCAAACUAUUUGCAAAGCAUCAAGCCAGAGCCCAUUUACUCCAGACCAGUAAAGAAGCAAAGUCUCAGCUCAGUUCAAAGGAAGGUCCUUCGUACGUAGAGACCUCGACUCCUUCUGACACAAAGAUUGAAGUUUCUACUGGUGUCAUUAUAGUUAAUCCUAACUGCAGGUCUCCUAGCAACAAGUCUGCUCACCUCCGUGAGACUAACACUUUACUGCAGCAGUCACUUAACACAGCUGCAUUGCCAGAAACUGCUACGGACAUAUCUGUGCACAGUUCUGAUGAAAACAUACCUAUGCCACAUUUGUGUGAGAAAAUUAUCUCAUCUACCUCCACUGAAAGUAACAAUGUGCCAGUGCUUUAUAGUAAAAAUUCAGUCCCUGCGUCUGUUUGCAGCACUGCUAUGUCGGGAACAAUUCAAGAACUUCCCUUUGCAAGUUCUCUUGAUAAAUCCUCUGUUUUAAUGUCUGUUGACAGUACAAACACAACAAUUUCGGCUUGUAAUGUAAACAUGCUGAAAUCCACCCAAGGGGUUGAUACUCCAUGCAUUGCCAUUGUACCAAAAUGUAUUGAUAACACUGUUGUUCCAACCUCAAUAGACAGUACAGUCUUAUCAAAUUCAAUUGAUGAGAAAAGGUUGCCAGUAUCAAGUAGCAGUGCAAAUAAUGCAGUCUCCAGUCAAUAUACCACUGUGCCGACUUCGUCCAUUGCAAGUAAUUUGCCAAAUCAUCUCCCAGGUAGUUCUGUACUGAUUCCCCCAGUGGGGACUACUGCUAGAUUUUCUUCUGAUAAGAUAGCCAUAACUGGAUGCAGUGAGCAAAGUACUGUAUCCAUUAACAGUACUGUUAGAGCGGCUUUAAGCUGCAGUGAUGCGGCUGCAGUAGAUUCUGUUGCAAGACCACCCAUUUCAAUGUUUACUGGUAAUAUGGUGACAAUAAGUUCUUACGACAACACUGCUAAAUUAAGUGCUGACAACUUGGAAAAAAGUUCUGGACCACGAAACCGAAUAGAUCUGUCCAGUAAAUCUCAGCCAGUGAACUUUACACAAACAGCCAUGAACAGGUCUAUACCUUGUAAAGUCAUUGUUGACCACACUACGACAUUAAAUUCCAGUUUGUCACUGGCUGCUUCCAUUGAAAAUGCAGAAAACAGCAUAGAUCUGCAGAGCAGACUUGUGAGGGCAGAAACUGCCUUACAAAAUAUAGCAUGUCCUCAGGUGUCUGUAAUAAGCAGGCCUGAAAUAGUCAGUAAUGAAAGCCUUGAGCACAGUUCCAGCUUCAUAACUGUUACAGCAAAGCAAGAGGGCAAAACCUUGCAGGCAGCUUGUACAAGUCUUCAAGAAGUGCCUCUUACUCCUCAAGAUAAAUUAAUUGAGGUUGUUGCCCCCAGCCAAGGUUUUGUGGAGCAGUUACGAGGUCCUUCAGCCUUUAAAAGUGAAGCAGAUGCUGCCUGUGUCAAUCAGUAUAACACUAAUAGCAGAAUUUGCUGGCAUGAUGAAGAGGCAAUGCACACAGACCAGCCAGUGGUCAGCCAUCUUAACCCAAAUAAGCAUAAAGAAUAUACAGAGCAAAACUGUUUAAAAAAUGUCAAAACUGAACCUUCAAGUUACAUGCAAAUGUCAGAGUUGCAGUCAAGGAGUCUUAUGACAAGCAUCGCUGUUCCUGUUAAAUCAGAAACUACCGAAGCUGACAAGUGCUUUAGGAUGGACACUGAAGAUUUUACCGGACCUGAAAUGCCUAGCCAGACUGCAGAAAUAGCCACAAGUGCACAGCCGACACAAACCUCCAAGACAUCUGUUACGGAUUCCAUGGAGGACUCUUUGUCAUUGACAACAGAAACCCUAAAAAGAGUUACAAGUGCUGGAAGCUCUAGCUGUCGUUUGUCAUCAGUUGAGGCCAACAAUCCUCUAGUGACACAGUUACUGCAAGGCAACCUGCCUUUGGAAAAAGUGCUGCCGCAGCCCAGAUCAGGAGCCAAACUAGAAAUUAACAGGCUUCCCCUGCCUUUGCAAACUACCUCAGUGUGUAAAACAUCAGCAUCUGAGAGAAGUAUGGUUGAAAAUCCUUCCAGCUCACCCAAUCCAGAUGGUAAAGGAUUUACAGCAGGCAGCAUAGCCCCACUGCAAAUUAGAAAGCGUGAAAACCAUCCAAAAAAGCGGAUGGCCAGGACUGUGGGGGAGCACACUCAAAUGAAAUGUGAGCUUGGGAAGCUAUCAAUGGACACAGAUGUUAAAGUGGCUCCUUGUGUAAUCAGUUCCAACAUGAAUCAACUAGGGCAUGGUCAGCCAUUUAAACAAGAGUGGCUGAGCAAACAUGCAGUUCAGAACAGAAUUGCUCACAGUCCAGAGAUCAAGCAGCAGAAGAGGCCACUGCCUUCGUGCAGUUUCCAACAGAACUUAUUUCACAUUGACAAAAAUGGCAGUUUUCAUGCAGAAGCUAGUACCUCACACAGACAGCAUUUUUACCAAAUGUCCAUGGCUGCAAGAGGCCCCAUUCCUACGGCAGCUUUGUUGCAAACUACUUCAAAAGUCCCAUCUGGCUGCAAUGCGUUUGCUUUCAGUAGGCACCUGGAACAGAAGGGUUUGGGAGAGGUCAAUAUUUCUGCAGCAGCUCACCAGCUGAGGCUAGGAAGUGUUUUUUCCCCUAAUAUUCAAAUUAAGGAAGGUGAUGACAUUGCUAGUGCCUCACAAACUCUCCAGAAUAAAACAUUAGUGCAUCCUCCUCCUCCUCCUCCUCCCCCUAUUCCAAACGCAGAAGUCCCAUCUGAUCAAAAACAACCGACAGUUACUAUGGAAACCACUAAAAGACUUAGUUGGCCUCAGCCAGCAAGCAUCUGUAGCAAUAUAAAAUCUGAACCUGUUUCUUUUGAGGAAGGUUUAAGCAGCAGCUGCGAACUGGGCAUAAAACAAGCUUCCUACGAUCAGAAUGAAGUAAAAGAACAGUUAAAAGCAUUUGCAUUAAAAAAUGCAGAUUUCUCUUCCUAUUUACUUUCUGAGCCACAGAAGCCUUUUACCCAAUUAGCGACUCAGAAAAUACAAACACAGCACCCACAGCAGCAGCAGCUCUGUGGAAAUUAUCCAACUAUACACUUUGGUAGCACAAGCUUCAAAAGGGCAGCAUCUGCGAUUGAAAAAUCUAUUGGAAUUUUGGGAAGUGGCUCAAAUACUGCUACAGGUCUGUCUAAUCAGAACGUUCCGAUUCCGGUUCAGAAAUUUGCUGACAGCAGCAAUGCAGAUGAACUGGAACUGAAAUGCUCUUGCAGGCUGAAAGCCAUGAUAGUGUGCAAAGGCUGUGGAGCCUUCUGCCAUGAUGACUGCAUAGGCCCUUCAAAACUGUGUGUAGCUUGUUUGGUUGUACGGUAGAAACUGAGUCAAAGAUGCAGUAUCCCUUCUCAGCAUGGGAGAGCAGAACAAAGAAGUGGAGAAAUUGUAACA